Macroventuria anomochaeta is the source of this 1576-nucleotide messenger RNA. RefSeq names its product general substrate transporter. Lineage: Eukaryota; Fungi; Ascomycota; Dothideomycetes; Pleosporales; Didymellaceae. Gene Ontology annotation, cellular component: membrane. Gene Ontology annotation, molecular function: carbohydrate:proton symporter activity. The coding region runs from base 1 to 1551 and encodes 516 amino acids. The record is from RefSeq and is a predicted model, not a curated record. The transcript has a single exon. Gene Ontology annotation, biological process: transmembrane transport; carbohydrate transport.
AUGGGUCUUACCGGAAAGUCCCUCCAGAUGAGCCAGCUUUUGCUGAUCGUCUUACCCGCCUUUGUCCUCUUUGGAUACAACCAGUCUGGUGUCGGCGGUCUUUUAUCCCUCAGCGACUGGAACAAGCAUUUCCCUGAGAUCGACACUGUCCACACCAAGGGCGCCUUGAAGAGCGAGCACUCGACUAAGCAAGGUGCUGUCGUCGCUUCCUUCACCAUUGGUGCCCUCUUUGGUGCUCUUACCUGUACUUGGAUCGGGGAUUGGCUCGGUCGCCGCAAGGUCAUUUUCAUUGGCGCUGUCUGCACUCUUGUCGGCGAGAUCCUUCAGUGCACCUCCUUCCAGCUUGUGCAGUUCGUUAUUGGUCGAUUCAUCCUCGGUUGGGGUGUCGGUCAGCUCAGUGCUACUGUCCCUGUUUGGCAAUCUGAAUGCUCGUCUUCCGCCAACCGAGGUAAGCACGUCGUGCUUGACGGUUGCUUUAUCUCUGUUGGUUACCUCCUCGAAGCCUGGAUCAACCUUGGUUUCUUUGAGCAGGACAACCUUCCUCUUCAAUGGCGUAUUCCCCUUGCGAUCCCCACGGUCAUCUCGCUCGUCCCCAUGGCCGCUGUUUUCACCAUCCCAGAGUCGCCUCGUUGGUUGGUGAACAAGGGCCGUGUUGAAGAGGCCCGCAAGAGCUUAUCUGAGUUCAGGGGUCUCGACCUCCACGACCCUGAGAUUUCGUCCGAGAUCAGCGGCAUUGAACUCGCUCUCGAGGAAACCAAGGGCAGCGCUGUCAAGGUCAGCGACAUCUUCACCAACGGCAAGGACAAGCUGUUCUACCGCUUCUCUCUCUGCAUCUUCCUGCAGUUCCUCCAGCAGAUGUGCGGUUCCAACCUGAUCUCUACCUACUCGACCAUUAUCUUCCAGCAGGGUCUUGGCCUCGACUCCGAGACUUCCCGCAUCCUGUCCGGUGGUGCACUUACCUGGAAGUUCCUUUCCUGCUUCGUCGCCUUCUUCACCAUCGACCGCUUCGGUCGCCGCAAGCUCUUCAUGUUCUCUGGUGCCGGUAUGGCUUCCUGCAUGUUGGCCCUCGCUGUCGCCUCCUCGUUCCCCAAGUCCGACAAGGCCGCGCAGAUUGUUUCCGCGCUGUUCGUCUUCCUCUUCAAUUUCUUCAUCCCCAUUGGUUUCCUCGGCGCCAACUUUCUGUACUGCACUGAAGUCGCGCCUACCCGUCUCCGUGUCCCCAUGGCCGGUAUCUCGACUGCGAACCACUGGCUGUGGAACUUCGUCGUCAACAUGGCCACCCCUGUUGCCAUUGAGACCAUCGGCUGGAAGUACUACCUCGUUUUCCUCAUUAUCUCUGCCGUCAUUGUGCCGAUUGUGUUCCUCUUCUACCCCGAGACAAUGGGUCGCUCGCUCGAGGAGCUCGAGAUGAUGUUCAGCAGCGGAAAGAGCAUCACUGGUAUCGUGCGCGAGUCGAGGAGGCCUUUGACCGGCGGAUUCAUGAGCGAUGUGAACUCGAUCGAGAAAGGCCACCAGAAGAACGUCAAUGAGGUUGAGUCGAUCCGCGAGUGAAUCUGAGUGGAAUAGUAGACGAGGU